This is a messenger RNA of Naegleria lovaniensis, 1377 nucleotides long. RefSeq lists its product as uncharacterized. The transcript has a single exon. NCBI's taxonomy places the organism in Eukaryota, Heterolobosea, Eutetramitea, Acrasida, Naegleriidae. The record is from RefSeq and is a predicted model, not a curated record. The coding region runs from base 1 to 1377 and encodes 458 amino acids.
AUGCAUCAUUUCCCAUUAUUUUCUAUCGAAUCCAUUGAAUCGAUUGACAGAGCAACUUUACUACAUGAAGCAACUAAAAUUCGAUUCUAUAAUAGUGUUAAGGCAUCUUUUAAAAGAAUAUAUCCCCUAUUUGUAAUUUUUCGAGAAUUGACAUCAUUAAUGAAAGAGAUUCGCUCGUUCAUUCCAGAGACUCUCCUCAACGACAUGACGGAGGAACGUCAAGAGGAUGAGGAUAGAAGGCGAGAAGAACAAUUAAUACAAAUGCGAGCCAAAAUAUUUCAGCGGCAAGUAUCCAAAAACAGCGUAUUUAGCCAUCAGAGUAUUGGAAGUCUUUCGAAAGGAAGUAAUUCAAUUCCAAGUGCCUCUAUAGCUGCCAGCCAGCACACAGAAGCUGUGAAUAGAUCCAUUGCAGUAUCAGCUGUCACAGAAAAGAGUGUACGGUCCGCAACCUCUGGAAAACCAGUACAACUCGGAUUAGGAUUAUCAUCAUAUAUUGCAACGACAAUUGUCAUUCAAUUACGAAAUUAUGAUGGACAGUGCUAUCCUAUCAUCACAGAUCUAUCAGCUGUAUUCACCAUGUUUUUCCAAAAAGUUCAAGGCGUUAGCAGACAGUUUAAGGGCCGAUGUACUAUCAUUUCUCCUAAAAUUGUCAUGAUCUCAUUCGAAUGUGGAAAGAACAUUGAGAAAAAUGCUCUCAUGUGUGCUUUGCAACUAGAAAGACAAAUUGAAGCGGUGAAUGAACAACUGAGAGACCAAGUGAAUUUACCAACUUUGCAGUUUGGAAUUGGAGUUUCUCGUUCAGAAUGUCUGGUUGGAAAUAUUGGAACGAGUCAAACAAAAUAUGCAGCUUGCAUUGGAAAUUGUCCAAGCAAUGCUUUGAGACUUGCAAGUUUGAAUGAAACAUUUGGAACCACCAUUUUGACAGAUGAUUCUCUUUUGAUUGCGCUUCAAGGUUUUGUCUCACGUCCAGUUCAUAUGGUGAUGAAGAAAUCCAUCAUGAAGGGAGUGGAAACACUGUCGUUGGAUGAUGACGAUUCCAAACAAACCAUUUACCAACUAAUUUCAGAAAAACAAGUGAAUGACGAUGAAUGGAUUUAUCAAUUGCAUCAAGAAACAGAACAAAGCAAGUAUGACAAAUAUUCCCUUGCAUUUGAGAUGCUUAAAGGUACCGUCAACCCUGCCACAUUAGAAGAGAUUUUGCAAGUAUUAAGCCAGUACAUCAAAGCAGAUCCUACGGACAAAGUUUUUUCUCUUCUGUAUACACAAUUGAUAGACAUUCAAAAGGAUGAACUGAAACAUGUGGAGCAACGAGUCAAGGAAUUAUGUCUCGAUCACUGUUCUGCUGUCAAGCCAAUAACAAGUAAUUCCAUUCUGUAA